AUGGAUGACUUUCUACGUAAUAGGCAGAGCUCCAAAUCAAGUUCUGGCAGUUCGCAAAGAAUAGUGGCAGCUGCUGCUGCUAAAGGGUCUGCUCAAGGAGUUAAAAUCAAAUACAAAACGAAUUCAGAAUUUUAUGCCAAGUCAAUAUUGUCCGGCGGUUUGGCUGGCGGCAUUGAAAUAUGCAUUACGAUGCCCACAGAGUACGUUAAAACGCAGCUGCAAUUAGAUAAAGGUUCAGGAAAAACACAAUACAACGGAAUUGUGGACUGUGUUAAGAAAACGGUACGCGAACAUGGAGUGAGAGGUCUUUACCGCGGCUUGGGCUCAAUGAUUUUGUUCUCGGUGCCAAAAUCGGCUGUUAGAUUUGGUGGAUAUGAUUUAGCUUCAAAAUAUGUCUCUGGAGGAACCGGAAAAGUGUCCAAAAUGCAAGCAUUGGGAUGUGGAUUAUUUGCCGGAGCUAUGGAAGCAGUUACUGUAGUUAUACCUCAAGAAACUAUCAAGGUCAAAAUGAUUCACGACAGAAACCAGACGAAUUCUAAAUAUAAAGGAACUUUUCAUGCAGUGAGAACUAUAGUGCAGCAAGAAGGAAUGAGGGGAAUUUACAAGGGAGUUAUACCCACGGUUCUGAAGCAGUCGACAAAUCAAGCAGUGCGCUUUUAUGUCAUGUAUUUACUGAACAACUAUUAUAAAGGCGGCAACGAUUCGAAAAAUAUUCCGUCUUAUUUGACCUUUGUAUUUGGCGGUAUAGCUGGCGCUUCCAGUGUGUUCGCCAAUACACCACUGGACGUCGUCAAAACUAGAAUGCAGGGUGUCGAUGCGCAUAAGUAUAAAGGCGUGUGGGACUGUGUUAAAGUAGUAUACAAACAGACAGGUUUAAUUGGAUUCUACAAGGGAACAGUUCCUCGCCUCGGAAGAGUUUGCGCAGAUGUUGCCAUAGUUUUUACUAUAAAAGAGCAAUGUGUUAGGUUUCUUAAUUUUAUUUGGUAGCUGGAGGUUUUUUCAACGCCAUAAAAGAACUUGUUCAUUUUUCGGCCAAUGAAAUUAUUCAUCGUUCAAUAUUCUAGAUAGUGUUUGUUGGUUGCGACUUUGCACCUCCUCUAUUCUGUAAUGGUUUCAUUUUAGUUUCUCUUUUUGUUAUUUUUGCAAUCAUGUUGAUAAAUUUUGAAUUUUGUCAUAGUUGCAAGACUCCCUCGAAUAUAAGGGGUUCACAAUGUAGUGUAGUCUAGAUUAAAAUGACAUUCACCCCCGUGUAACCUUGAUAUGAAAUGUGAAUGAAUGCUUUAUUCCAUUGACUGGUGCUAUUGAUACAUUACAGGUAACGCAAACCAUGGCUGUCAAAACGUGGCCGAGAUAAGUCUUGUUUGGUUUAUGUUUUGUCCUUAACACUAAACUUGGUCUAUUUGUGUAUCUUCAAGGCAAUUAAAUUGUACAUGUCAUCACUUGAGCAAUAUUUUCUCAAAUUGUAUUAUUUAUCAAAUACCUGUCAAAUAUAAUUUCUGCAUUUGAGUAGCUUUGAUUU
Molecule: messenger RNA, 1519 nt
Organism: Symsagittifera roscoffensis
Lineage: Eukaryota; Metazoa; Xenacoelomorpha; Acoela; Convolutidae
Product: tricarboxylate transport protein, mitochondrial-like
Exons: 1
Coding region: 1-987 (328 amino acids)
Biological process (GO): mitochondrial citrate transmembrane transport
Cellular component (GO): mitochondrion
Molecular function (GO): citrate secondary active transmembrane transporter activity
Source: RefSeq, a predicted model, not a curated record